Messenger RNA from Manis pentadactyla (Chinese pangolin), 4300 nucleotides. It is a transcript of the gene SEMA4D, whose product is annotated as semaphorin 4D. The transcript has 15 exons. Gene Ontology annotation, biological process: negative chemotaxis; negative regulation of transcription by RNA polymerase II; positive regulation of GTPase activity. Lineage: Eukaryota; Metazoa; Chordata; Mammalia; Pholidota; Manidae. The record is from RefSeq and is a predicted model, not a curated record. Bases 384 to 2972 code for a protein of 862 amino acids. Gene Ontology annotation, molecular function: semaphorin receptor binding; chemorepellent activity.
AUCCCCGCGCGCCGGGCCUCGCCGCCCUAGUCGAGCCCGGCCGCUCGUCCUGCCGUCGUCGUCGUCGUCGCCGCCGCCGCCGCAGCCGCCGCCGCCGCCGCGGAUCCUGCGCCCGUGCUUGCCGGGUUGGCACCUUCGGGACCGCCAGGACGCGCCGCGCCAGAUUUUCUUCAGAAGGCCGUGAGGAAGCCUGCCGUGUAAGAACCUGUGACGUCUGCAGUGUGACAGCAGCUGGGAAAUGCGGGUCACCAGGGGUUGUGUGGCCCACCAGCUCCAGGCUGGGCUGCGGACCCCAGCCCGGGGUCUCUGAGCAGUGUCCCCAGCGUCCACCGGGUGCUCCCCGGCGAGUGUUGGCUGUGGAAGCCCCUGCUGCAGCCCUGCCCAUGAGGAUGUGUCCCCCUGUCAGGGGGCUGCUCAGCGCCCUGGCCGUGGUGUUGGGGACAGCGGCAGCCUUUGCUCCUGUACCUAGGAUCACAUGGGAGCACAGAGAGGUGCAGCUGGCACAGUUUCAGGAGCCUGGCAUCUUCAACUACUCAGCCUUGCUGCUAAGUGAGGACAAGGACAUCCUGUACGUGGGCGCCCGGGAGGCCUUAUUUGCCCUGAAUGCAGUCAACAUCUCUGAGAAGCAGCACGAGGCAUACUGGAGAGUCUCAGAAGAUAAACAAGCAAAAUGUGCAGAAAAGGGGAAAUCAAAGCAGACAGAAUGCCUCAACUACAUCCGGGUUCUGCAGCCGCUCGGUGCCAGCACCCUGUACGUGUGUGGGACCAACGCGUUCCAGCCAGCCUGUGACCACUUGAACUUAAUAACCUUUACCUUUCUGGGGAAAAAUGAAGACGGCAAAGGAAGGUGUCCCUUUGAUCCGGCACAGAGCUACACUUCUGUCAUGGUUGAUGGAGAGCUUUAUUCCGGGACCUCGUACAACUUUUUGGGAAGCGAACCCAUCAUCUCCCGAAAUUCUUCCCACAGUCCUCUAAGAACGGAGUAUGCGAUACCUUGGCUCAACGAGCCCAGCUUCGUCUUUGCCGAUGUGAUCCGAGAGAGCCUGGAUGGUGUGGAUGGUGGAGAUGACAGGGUGUACUUCUUCUUUACGGAGGUGUCUGUGGAAUAUGAGUUUGUCUUCAAGCUGCUGAUCCCACGGAUAGCGAGGGUGUGCAAGGGGGACCAGGGCGGCUUGAGGACCUUACAGAAGAAGUGGACCUCCUUCCUGAAGGCCAGGCUUAUCUGCUCCCGACCAGAUAGCAACCUCGUCUUCAAUGUGCUGCAGGACGUCUUUGUGCUCAGGGCUCCAGGCCUGAAGGAGCCUGUGUUCUAUGGGGUCUUCACCCCACAGCUGAACAACGUGGGGCUGUCAGCCGUGUGCGCUUACAACCUGUCCACAGCCGAGGAGGUCUUCUCCCGCGGGAAGUACAUGCAGAGCACCAUGGUGGAGCAGUCCCACACCAAGUGGGUGCGCUACAAUGGGGCCGUGCCCGUGCCACGGCCCGGCGCGUGCAUCAACCGGGAAGCGCGGGUGGCCAACUUCUCCAGUUCCCUCAACCUGCCAGACAAGACGCUGCAGUUUGUCAAAGACCACCCUCUGAUGGACGACUCCGUGACUCCAAUGGAUGGCAGGCCCAAGCUCAUCAAAAGCAACGUGAACUACACACAGAUCGUUGUGGACAGGACCCAGGCCCUGGACGGAACCAUGUAUGACGUCAUGUUCAUCAGCACAGACCGGGGUGCCCUGCACAAAGCCAUCAGCCUGGAGAACCAAGUCCACAUCAUUGAGGAGACGCAGCUCUUCCAGAGCUUUGAGCCCAUCCAGACCCUGCUGCUGUCUUCCAAGAAGGAUGGAAAGUUUGUCUAUGCUGGUGCCAACUCAGGUGUGGUGCAGUCUCCAGUGGCCUUCUGCAGACAGCACAUCACCUGCCAGGAUUGCGUGUUAGCCCGGGACCCCUACUGUGCCUGGAGCUCAGACAGGGCCGCCUGCAUCACCCUGCCCCAGACCUCCGGCCCCAGCAGGACUUUGAUUCAGGAGAUGGGUGGCGAUGUGUCUGCGUGCCCCGAUAAAAUUAAAGAAAGUUACCGGCAGCGUUUUUUCAAGUAUGGUGGCACAGCGGAACUCAAAUGCUCCCAAAAGUCCAACCUGGCCCAGGUGCUAUGGAAGUUCCAGAACAGUGUGCUCAAGGCCGAAAGGCCCAAGUACAGCCUGGUGGGCAGGAAGAACUUGCUCAUCUUCAACCUGUCGGAAGGAGACACCGGGGUAUACCAGUGCCUGUCGGAGGAGAGGGUCAGGAACAAGACCGUCUUGCAGGUGGUGGCCAAGCAUGUUUUGGAGAUCAAAGUGGUCCCGCAGAUCCCCGUGACCUUCACCUUGCCAACUACCAGGAUGGAAGGUGGUAGGGCCACCCCCAAGGUUUCAGUGAUGCCCACCCAAAGCUCCUCCCCUCAGACCCCAGCUGCGAGGGUCACCACUCCCAGUGCUGUCACCUCCCCUGCCAGCCCCACACCCACCAGCACAUCCUGUGAGCCGAAGAUUGUCAUCAACACGGUGCCCCAGGUCCACUUGGAGAAGACGAUGUAUCUCAAGUCCAGCGACAACCGCCUGCUAAUGUUCCUCUUCCUCUUCUUCUUCGCCCUCUGCCUCUGCCUCUUUUCCUACAACUGCUACAAGGGCUACCUGCCUGGACAGUGCUUGAAGUUCCGCUCUGCUGUGCUGCUCAGCAGGAAGAAGCCGGCGUCGGACUUCUCUGACUGUGAGCAGAGCGUGAAGGAGACGCUGGUGGAGCCGGGGAGCUUCUCUCAGCAGAACGGAGGGCAGCCCAAGCCAGCCCUGGACACUGGCUACGAGACAGAGCAGGACACCAUGGCCAGCAGGGUGCCCACUGACAGGGAGGACUCACAGAGGAUGGACGACCUCCCGGUCAGGGACAGGCCCUUCGACGUCAAGUGUGAGCUGAAGUACGCCGACUCAGACGCCGAUGGGGACUGAGGCACAGCUCAUGGCCCAGCCUUGCGUCCACCCCUCCAGUGCCCCAUGCGGUGCCGUGCAGGGAGCCCGUCAAGUGCAGACUCUUGUCUCCUGUGUCUCUUCCCUUGGGUCCAGCUCGUGAGUCAGCUUCUCUUUGUCCUUCCGGAAAACAGCAAGCAUUGCCACCAGCCUCCCUCUGUGGGUCGCUGCUGCCCCGAGCUUCUCUGCGGUGGGAAAUGACGGGACAGCCACCGUCCUGGGAAGAGUUGUACUGUGAGCGUCCCUCCUUGUAGCAGCCACUCAAAGAGAACUUAAUUCCAGAUUGGAAGUGACAUUUUAGUUUAUCAGAUUGGUAACUUACCGCCUGUUGUCCAGAUUGGCACAAACCUUUUCUUUCACAUAAUUACUUUUUUAGGACUUUGUUUUGUGUCACGUUAGGUCAUUUUUUUUUUUUAUCACCAAAGCAGAUGUUUUACUCUUUAGAGAUAGAUGUACAUCUUCUGGAUUGUGUUGUAUAUUAGGACAAAGUGUGGCUUAUGUUGCUUAAGAUUCUCAGGGACAAACUUACUUUUGCUAAAUGUGUUCUUUCUGCUUUUAGGAAUGUAGACAAAACCAUCUCUUGAGUACACUUGCUUUCUUAAAAUAUUUUAUUCCUUGAGGGAAGUAUCGUUUUCAGAGAGAUUUUCUUUCUGUACUUAUUUUUCUCCAAUUUUAACUCUUUUGAAGAGGUGAGGGCAGUGGGGGACCAUCUGGGGACCCCAGGCGGGCUUUUGACAAGGAACGGUGACCUGGGUGGGCUCUGGGUGGAGCCAGGCUGGACCAGAGCUGCAGGACAGGCCAUCAGCAAUCUGAUGCCCACGGCCAGUGCUUGUCCAGAUGGGCAGGGUGGUCGCCGGAGGUCUCUGGUCGCCUGAGACCUUGUUCUGCUUUGGCUGCACAUCACUGCCUGCCCAGACUUCCAGCCUGGCUGGACAGAGCUGUCCACAGCUGGGGGAGAGCUGACAGCAGGGACAGACGGGCCUUUGGCCCUGCACCCGUGGGGCUGCUGUUGCAGACCCAUGUGGCCUGGCGCUGCCUUUGAAGGUGUGAAGGGCUGGAAAGCUCACCACGGUUGAUCUCACCCCACCCCUGCUUUGCAGAUGCUCACAGUGGGGGCUUUGCCGUCACAGAGAGCAAUAAACUGGAUUGUCGUGUGCCUGCAUGGACAGUCUCAUGUUCCAGCAUGACAGGAUUCGACCGUUUGGUGUAAACAUUUGUGUUUAAUAAGAUUUACUUUGUUUUUAUUUUUCUACUUUGAAUUGUAUACAUUUGGGAAGUAACUGAAUAAACGAGAAGCUUACAUCCUUGCC